Molecule: messenger RNA, 2783 nt
Organism: Notothenia coriiceps (black rockcod)
Lineage: Eukaryota; Metazoa; Chordata; Actinopteri; Perciformes; Nototheniidae
Product: dual 3',5'-cyclic-AMP and -GMP phosphodiesterase 11A-like
Exons: 7
Coding region: 36-674 (212 amino acids)
Biological process (GO): signal transduction
Molecular function (GO): 3',5'-cyclic-nucleotide phosphodiesterase activity
Source: RefSeq, a predicted model, not a curated record
CUACGCUGGAGCACCACCACUUCAACCACGCUGUUAUGAUCCUGCAGAGCGAGGGUCACAAUAUCUUCUCCAACCUCUCGUCCACAGAGUACAGCGACCUCAUGCAGCUGCUGAAACAGUCCAUUCUGGCCACAGACCUCACACUCUACUUUGAGAACAGAAACACCUUCUUUGAGAUGGUCAGUAAUGGGGAGUACAACUGGAACGUGAAGGCUCAUAGAGACAUGUGCAGAUCCAUGAUGAUGACAGCUUGUGAUCUUGGUGCCGUCACUAAACCUUGGGAAAUAUCACGCAAGGUUGCAGAGCUGGUGACCAGCGAAUUCUUUGAGCAGGGUGACCGAGAGAGAUCAGAGCUGAAGCUCACGCCCUCGGCCAUCUUUGAUCGAAACAGGAAGGAUGAGUUGCCAGGGCUUCAGCUGGAAUGGAUUGAUGGAAUUUGUGUGCCACUGUACGAGACUCUUGUCAAGCUGAAUCCCAAACUUCAGCCGAUGGUUGACAUGAUCAAAGCUAACAGGGCCAAUUGGGAGGAACUGAACAAGAAAAGACAGAGAAGCCAAAGUGUUUCUUCGCCCUCGAGCUCCUGCAGUGGAGACAGCACAGAGACGAGCGGCUGCACGGUGGCGCCCUGCUGCAGCGGAGAUGCUGACGGCACACCAUCUAAACCCGUUAGUUAGCUCCUGAUGCCACCUCCAGCUGAUCUCUUUGGCUUUUACUCCCUCUUAAAUGCAGCCUGCAACAUAGGCAGUGCAGUGCAUGCAGAGGUUCUUGGGCUCUGCUCCUCUCCGCUUUUGCUGCUAGAGAUGGGCUUUAGACUUGAGCGCGGCGCUAUCAUAGAGGUUUUUCUGCUCCCUUCAGCCUUCCUGAGCUGGAGGCUGACAGAGCUGUGUUUGGCGAGCUUGUUGAAGCAGCUACCAAUCAGCUGAUGACACCAUGUCAGAAAAGGAAACCACUGUGUCAACAUGUCAAGCAGUGAGCUAACACUAACUAUUCUGUGCAUUGCACAGAUUUCCAAAGCAUGGAGAAUAUUGGAGAGUUUGUCUCUGAUGUGGUUCGUUUUAUCUCAGUACCUCCUCGUUGCUCGCAUUUUGCCCGGGGUAACAGAGAUAUUUUUUGUAGAUCUGUAUAUAGGCUAUUAAGUUAUUUACAAGUGCUGUUUAAGAACAUGUAACCUCUGGAUUGUAAUGUGGCUGUAGAGUUGCUGAAGGAUAAAGGGGUGCAGGACCUGUGACAGUCCUUGCAAUGCAAAUUGAGUCUCCGCUCCCUCCCUCCCUGUGCCUUGUUUUAAGAUCCUAAUGAAAAAUGCAUGGCCUUCUCACCAAGAUUGUUAGAUAUAGAAAUCCAUGUUGAACCAUGACAUGUUUUAUGCCAUAAUUUAUGAAAACCAAUGACUGCAAUUAUGUUUUGAUCCCAUAUUAGCCACAAAUCAUCAACAGUAUAUACAUAUAGAAAUCUAUUUUGCCCAGUUUUAUAAAUGCAGGGUCUCACUUGUCACACACACAAACACACACAAUGUGCCUUGAUGAAGUUGUACUGAUAUCAAUUCAUUUUUGCAGAAAUCUCAUCAACUGAUUUAAUACUGAAACUAGACACAUUAAGAUUUAUUUUAAUAAGGGUUCUACAUUAUAAGAAACACGCUUAGAUAAGAGAAUACCUAUAUGAUAAAUAAAGCUACAUUCAGUCGCGGUAACCAGGCCAUUAACAACUGGCCUGGCUCCGUCCAAAGGAAAUUCAAUUUGUCAACCAGUCAAAUUUACUAAUUCAUUAAUUCAUUAUUGUUUAAUCUGAACAAAAAACUAAGCAUACUGUUUUAUAACAGGGUUGUGUGACAGACUCUUUGCCAGAACAUGUAACUUUCUUCUGGUUGUUCAGCAAAAAGUUAGAAUCUAGAACUGAGUCAGACACAAAUUACAAAUCACAUUAAAUAAUCUUAAUACAACAUUUUGAUUUGAGAGCUUCAGACGUGCUGCUAGGAGGAUUUUUUUAAACCUCUGGACAAAGUCAGGCUGACUGUUACUUCCUCUUUCCAGUCUUUAUUCUUCAUGCUUAGCUUUUUUCAAAGUGGCAUCCUCUUACCUAACUUUCCGCAAAAUGCUUUUCCAAACAUUUCAGAAUUUGCUUUAAUCGGAUUGCUGUCCUUUUCACAAAGCCCACAAAUGCUACUUAAACAGAUUUUAUGAUUUCCAAAAAGGAGACUGAGACACUAAAACUGGUAGUAAUGAAGUGCCCAUGCAGACAUGAGCUAUUAUUUUGAUAUUAUUAUUAUUAUCAUUAUUAAUAUUAGUAUUAUUUUAGGGUUGUGAUUAUGCCUUAUGAAUUGUGUUGUAGCUUUGUUAAUUGGAGUUUAAAAACGUGACUGUGCACAUUGUGUGGCAUGGAUCUAUGUGCUCUACUUUAUUUUGGUUAAAGUGCUGAAUUGAAGUUGAUCAGAAACAUUUAAAUUGCAUGUUUUAUGCAGUAUUAAAUUCAACCACUUGCUAAGUAUGUAGCAAACGUGAGCCGACAAAUACCUCGUCCUUUGAACUUCAUCAGUAAACACAUUAUCUCUUUGGAAAUGCAUGAUUUAAAUUAUAUUGCAUUAUGUUACGUGAGUUAUGAAUAUUGCUGUUCUAUUUUUCUAUAAGGUCUCCAAACUUUUAUUUAGUCUAAUUUGCAACGUACCGUGCUUCUUGUAUUUCUUCUUUCCUCUCCCAGUUUGGACGCUCAUUUUAUUUAUGGCGGGCUAGACUGAAAGAAAUCUAGGGCAUGAAAAGGCAAAUGUGCAAUGUUUAUGUUCAGAGUUUAAA